UACUCCACUACUCACUACUCCUCCAAGAUGACGGUUUGGAAAGCUCUCUUCCUCCUUUUUUGUAUACUGGACUGCAUGGAGCAAUCCGCUUCAUUACCAGUUGCUCAGACUAAUUCCCUGUAUCUUAAUUGCUUCAAGCAUACGAGGUCCACUCGAACUCGUGUGCAACAGCUGCUAGGAAAAUAUAAGGAGCAGCAGCUGGGAAACGGGCAGUUUGAGGACAGAAGCCGACACUUGAAGGACCUGCCCUCCCUUUCCACUGAAUUUUAUCGGUGGAUUAAUCUGACGGAGUGGGAACGACUGCAUGCCGCUUUCUGGGACAUGCAAACCUACUGGAAUAUGCUGGAGUGGAAGAGAAUACAGCUGGAGAACGAGGAGAAAGAUCAGAAGAUGGUGCAGGAGGCUCGGACAACUCUAACUCAGAACAUUAGGCACAUUCAGCUGGACUUGCGGGACCUGAUUAGCCAAGUUAGCACUCAGAUGAGCUCUUUGAGAAACUCUUGGAUAAGGCCAGCAGCUGCUACGGCACAAACAGCCCUGAACCCAGCAAGCAGGUCCAGGACAGUAUGGGACAGCCGAGUGGAAGGUUACAUCAUCCUGAGGGAUCUGGACCUUUACCUCACCAAGCUGGCAAGAGACUUUCUUUUACUGGCUACGAAAAUACAGUUAUGACUCAAAACUGAAAAAAAGACAACACACACACACGCACAGAGUCAAAGAGAAAAAAGGAAGAAAUAGUUGAACUGACUCUCAGCACUUUGAUCAAACUGGAAUGAUUGUGAUAUUUUUCAUUCAAGUGUUUUUGUUAACAUUUCGCGAGGGCCUCUGAUUAUUGCGAGUCUGCUUUUUAUUUCUUCUACUUUAAGGGCUUUCUUGGGUAUUUCCCAGAGUUUCUG
Messenger RNA from Oreochromis aureus, 896 nucleotides. RefSeq lists its product as uncharacterized. The record is from RefSeq and is a predicted model, not a curated record. The transcript is spliced from 5 exons. Lineage: Eukaryota; Metazoa; Chordata; Actinopteri; Cichliformes; Cichlidae. The coding region runs from base 28 to 672 and encodes 214 amino acids.